UUUGAUGAGGGGACAGGUCGGACACUGAUAAAGACGGUAACUAGCUAGUAAAGGAGUGCACGGGGAAAGAUGAUGACGGACAUUAGGCCACAGACAGGUGAAGAUGACAGCUGUUAUUGACAGAAUGACACUUUUUAUUUUUGCCUUUGACAGUGUGUGAAUACCACUUUGACUACAAGAUUCUGCAGAAACCAGUAGAUCUGCGUGGGCAUCUGAUCUGCACAGGGCAACAUUCACAUAAUCUGUAGGCUGGCCAGGUGGGAGCUACAGGUUUAGGCACAGAUGCAUAUAGAUGGGACAGGUCCAGGCUAACAAACAGGUAUUGGGGAUGAAGGAGAGCGGGCAGGUACCAGGUACCUGACGAACCACUUGGCUCGGAAGUGUUUGGGAGAGCUGAUGGGAACAUUUGUUCUGCUGACAGUCCCAUGGGCCAUAGUGGAGGGUCAACAACAGAGUGGAGAUGUUCAAAGAGAGGCCUCCUCCAGAGGAGGAGAGGAGGGUCCGGGCCAAUGACAGAGAAUACAACGAGAAGUUUCAGUAUGCGAGUAACUGUAUUGUGACGUCUAAGUACAACGUCAUCACCUUUCUGCCCGUCAACCUGUUUGAACAGUUCCAGGAAGUGGCCAACACCUACUUCCUCUUUCUGCUCAUACUGCAGUUGAUUCCUCAGAUCUCGUCUCUCUCCUGGUUCACCACCAUAGUGCCUUUAGUCCUGGUGCUCAGCAUCACUGCAGUAAAGGAUGCCACCGAUGACUACUUCCGUCACAAGAGUGACAACCAGGUGAACAACCGGCAGUCUCAGGUCGUCAUCCAGGGCUCUCUUCAGAAGGAGAAGUGGAUGAAUGUAAGAGUGGGUGAUAUCAUUAAACUGGAGAAUAACCAGUUUGUGGCAGCUGACCUUCUCUUACUGUCCAGUAGUGAGCCUCAUAGCCUCUGUUACAUCGAGACCGCAGAGCUAGAUGGGGAGACCAAUAUGAAGGUGCGUCAGUCUCUGUCUGUGACUGCAGAGCUGGGAGACCCCAACAGCCUGGCCUCUUUUGAUGGUGAGGUGGUCUGUGAGCCUCCCAACAACAAGCUGGACAGGUUCUGUGGUCUUCUGUGCUGGAGAGAUUGUAAAUACCCCCUGAGCAACCACAACAUGUUACUACGAGGCUGUGUUCUCCGCAACACAGAGACCUGCUACGGACUGGUCAUCUUUGCAGGCCCAGACACCAAGCUGAUGCAGAAUAGUGGUCGCACCAAGUUCAAACGCACAAGCAUCGACCGCCUCAUGAACACACUGGUGCUCUGGAUCUUUGGCUUCAUGGUGUGUAUGGGUGUGAUCCUGGCUGUGGGGAACGCUGUGUGGGAGAGAGAGGUGGGUUCUCUGUUCCAGAGUUACCUGGCCUGGGACCUGCCUGUAGACAACUUCCUGUUCUCUGCUUUCCUCUCCUUCUGGUCCUACGUCAUCAUUCUCAACACCGUGGUGCCCAUCUCACUCUACGUCAGUGUGGAGGUGAUUAGGCUGGGUCAUAGUUACUUUAUAAACUGGGACAGGAAGAUGUUCUGUCCACAGUGUAACACAGCAGCUGAAGCCAGGACCACCACUCUCAACGAGGAACUGGGACAGGUGGAGUACAUCUUCAGUGACAAGACAGGAACUCUCACUCAGAACAUCAUGAGCUUCAGCAAGUGCUCUAUCAAUGGACAUGCCUAUGGUGAGGUGAUCGACCCGUUGGGAGCACAGCCAAAGAGGCUAGACUUCUCUUCCUUCAACCCCCUGGCGGACCCUGACUUCUGUUACUAUGACAACGGUCUGCUGAAGUCGGUGAAGCUGGGAGACCUUCACAGCCACGAGUUCUUCCGGCUGCUUUCCCUCUGUCACACCGUCAUGAGUGAGGAGAAGAAGGAGGGAGAGUUGAUGUAUAAGGCCCAGUCUCCAGAUGAGGGUGCAUUGGUGACAGCAGCCAGGAACUUUGGUUUUGUGUUCCGGUCUAGAACCCCUGGUACUGUCACUGUGACAGAGCUGGGCCGACCCGUCACAUACACACUGCUGGCCAUCCUCGACUUCAACAACAUCCGCAAGAGGAUGUCCGUUAUAGUGCGUAACCCCGAGGGGAGGAUCCGUCUAUACUGUAAAGGAGCUGAUACUCUGUUGUUUGAGAGGCUCCACUCCUCCAACAAUCACCUGAUGAACAUCACAACAGAUCACCUUAAUGAGUAUGCUGGGGACGGUCUGCGGACCCUGGCCCUGGCCUACAGAGACCUGUCAGAGGAGCAGUGGGAGGAGUGGUCAGAGAGACACCGCCAAGCAGACAGAGCUACAGACUGUAGAGAGGACAGACUGGCUGACAUAUAUGAAUACAUAGAACAGGACAUGAUGCUCCUGGGAGCCACAGCCAUAGAGGAUAAGCUACAGGAGGGAGUUCCUGAGACCAUCGCUAUUCUCUCUCUUGCUAACAUCAAGAUCUGGGUCCUCACUGGAGACAAACAGGAGACAGCAGUUAAUAUAGGUUACUCCUGUAAGAUGCUGACUGGUGAUAUGACUGAGGUGUUCAUCAUCAGUGGAAACACAGUGCUGAGUGUUAGAGAGGAACUCAGGAGAGCGAGGGAGAGGAUGAUAGAGUUUGCCCGUACGAGAGAGGGAGGAAAGGAGGAGGGGAUGGAGGGAUGGGGCGAGGCCUGUUCUCUGGGGAAUGGGUUUGGGGGAGACGGGGGAGGAGAUGGGAGAGAGUGGCCCUCCGUGGGGGACAAACAGCAGCAGUGUCCCCCUCCCCCUGGCCCUCCCGCCCCUCGACCCCCCUCCUCAACCACGCUAGACUCCAUAUCUGGAGAGUUCGCCCUCGUCAUCAACGGACAUAGCCUGGCCCAUGCGUUGGAGGCUGAUAUGGAGGGGGAGUUUGUGUCAACAGCGUGUGUCUGUAGAGCAGUGAUCUGCUGCAGGGUGACUCCUCUACAGAAAGCCCUGGUGGUGGAGCUCAUCAAGAAACACAAGAAAGCUGUCACCCUGGCCAUAGGAGACGGGGCUAAUGAUGUUAGCAUGAUCAAGACGGCUCAUAUAGGAGUGGGCAUCAGUGGUCAGGAGGGCAUCCAGGCAGUGCUGGCGUCUGACUACUCCUUCUCCCAGUUCCGCUUCCUCCAGCGCCUGCUGCUGGUCCACGGACGCUGGUCCUACCUCCGCAUGUGUCGCUUCCUCUGCUACUUCUUCUACAAGAACUUUGCCUUCACCAUGGUGCACUUCUGGUUUGGCUUCUUCUGUGGCUUCUCUGCCCAGACAGUAUAUGAUCAGUACUUCAUCACUCUCUAUAACAUCGUCUACACCUCUCUCCCCGUGCUGGCCAUGGGAAUAUUUGACCAGGACGUCCCAGAGCAGCGUAGUCUGGAGUAUCCUAAGCUGUAUGAGCCAGGUCAGCUUAACCUGCUGUUCAACAAGAGAGAGUUCUUCAUCUGUAUAACCCAGGGUAUCUACACUAGUGUUGUGUUGUUCUUCGUACCCUAUGCCAUCCUGUCCCACGGAACCCAGGGCACCGGGGAACCCCUCGCUGACUACCAGACCUUUGCUGUUACCACGGCCACCGCCCUGGUGAUCGUGGUCAGUGUGCAGAUUGCUCUGGACACAGGCUACUGGACAGCCAUCAACCAUUUCUUUGUGUGGGGCUCUGUGGGCUCCUUCUUCACCAUCAUGUUGGCUAUGCACAGCCAGACUCUAUUCAGCAUCUUUCCCAACCAGUUCCACUUCGUUGGCAGUGCCCAGAGCACACUGGUCCAGCCGCUGGUGUGGCUGACCAUCGUCUUGGCCACAGUGAUCUGCAUCGUUCCAGUUCUGGCUUUCCGAUUCCUCAAACUGGACCUGAAACCACAGCUCUCUGAUACGGUGCGUUACACCCAGCUGGUGCGUCAGAAGACGAGGAAGCCAGCGGGUCGAUGCAUGGGAGGAGUCAGGGGCGGGGGCGUGCCUGAGGGUCGUCUGGGGGCAAGGGGGGGGUUCAGGAGGUCAGGAUAUGCCUUUGCCCACCAGGAGGGCUUUGGGGAGCUCAUCACCUCUGGGAAGAACAUGAGACUGUCCUCCCUGGCCCUGGCCAACUUUGCCUCCAGACACAGCUCCAGCUGGAUAGACACCCUGCGCAAAAAGAAACACUCAAAUACACAUCCCCCGCAGAGCGCCUCGGGAGAGAGCAGCCCGGCACCUAGCUAUGUGUCGGGAUCGGCUCCCCCCCUGUCCAAUUCAUCCUCUCUCCUGGGGGGGUCGCAGGAUACUCCCCUGGAGGAGGGAACACACACGCUGCCUGUCAUACUCCCACAGGUGGCUUCUGGCCCUCCCACAAACACACCAGCGUUAGCUCCAGCCCAGGUCCCCUCUGCUGACGCUCUCACUCCCACCUCUGUGAGGAGUCCUGGGGGAGACUCGGUUGGUGGCUGGAACCUUAGUCUGGGCGCUGUACAGGAUGCUCUAUUUGGUUGGAGGGGCGGCGCCUCUCGCACCAGCGGAACCAGCAGCCCGGGACCUCCCCCUGUUCCCAAGGAAACCAACCACACCGUGUGAGACGGACAGACAGAUGGACAGAUGAUUUAAAGAAGAAGGACAGGCUGUCAUAUCCCACUGGAUUCUCUUGGAAUACGUGAAGAAAUACUGCAUUUGGAAGUUUGGAAUACUGAAGGAGGAAUGUUUGGAAUGGCACUUAGGAAGAGAUCCAAAGUGGCAGCCAAUGUAGGCGGAAGGCAUACACACCCAUCAACACCCACUGGCAUUUGUAUGACACUGUCGUUGCAAUAGUGUUGAUACAUAUAUGUAUCCGUCUGAAAGACUACUGUGAUUAUUAUUAUUUGACCAUGCUGUUCUGUUAUAAUCUCCACCCGGCACAGCCAGAAGAGGACUGGCCACCCCUCAUAGCCUGGUUCCUCUCUAGGUUUCUUCCUAGGUUUUGGCCUUUCUAGGGAGUUUUUCCUAGCCACUGUGCUUCUACACCUGCAUUGCUUGCUGUUUGGGGUUUUAGGCUGGGUUUCUGUACAGCACUUUGAGAUAUCAGCUGAUGUAAGAAGGGCUAUAUAAAUACAUUUUUAUUUGAAAUCAAUUUUAUUUGAAAGAUGGUGUGUGGUAGUUGUGAUAGACAUGCUCAGACUAUCCACAACCCACUUAUCUGUCUUCUUCAACCAAUGAGGCAGGCUGAAAGAAGCACUUCUUCAUGCAAAUGAUGUAACCAUCUGCUGAAGAGCUUGGUACCACAGGGUUCCGGACAGAAACCCCCCUCCAACAGCACCGUUGUGGUUCAGACAUGACUAUACUAUUUAUACAAUGGAUCAUAUGUCAUAACAUCAUAUCAGAUUGGUUCAAAACAAAGUAUUGAAUUGAGUCUUUAUGACAGAAGAGAGGUUCAUUUGAUGGUCAGAAAGGUGGUGAAUUGAGUCUUUAUGACAGAAGAGAGGUUCAUUUGAUGGUCAGAAAGGUGGUGAAUUGAGUCUUUAUGACAGAAGAGAGGUUCAUUUGAUGGUCAGAAAGGUGGUGAAUUGAGUCUUUAUGACAGAAGAGAGGUUCAUUUGAUCAUCAGAAAGGUGGUGAAUUGAGUCUUUAUGACAGAAGAGAGGUUCAUUUGAUCAUCAGAAAGGUGGUGAAUUGAGUCUUUAUGGCAGAAGAGAGGUUUAUUUGAUCAUCAGAAAGGUGGUGAAUUGAGUCUUUAUGACAGAAGAGAGGUUCAUUUGAUGGUCAGAAAGGUGGUGAAUUGAGUCUUUAUGACAGAAGAGAGGUUCAUUUGAUCAUCAGAAAGGUGGUGAAUUGAGUCUUUAUGACAGAAGAGAGGUUCAUUUGAUCAUCAGAAAGGUGGUGAAUUGAGUCUUUAUGACAGAAGAGAGGUUCAUUUGAU
Molecule: messenger RNA, 5837 nt
Organism: Oncorhynchus mykiss (rainbow trout)
Lineage: Eukaryota; Metazoa; Chordata; Actinopteri; Salmoniformes; Salmonidae
Source: RefSeq, a predicted model, not a curated record